Cololabis saira (Pacific saury) is the source of this 7258-nucleotide messenger RNA. RefSeq names its product neuronal PAS domain protein 2 (gene npas2). Lineage: Eukaryota; Metazoa; Chordata; Actinopteri; Beloniformes; Belonidae. The record is from RefSeq and is a predicted model, not a curated record. The coding region runs from base 662 to 3361 and encodes 899 amino acids. The transcript is spliced from 22 exons. Gene Ontology annotation, cellular component: CLOCK-BMAL transcription complex; nucleus; cytoplasm. Gene Ontology annotation, molecular function: DNA-binding transcription factor activity, RNA polymerase II-specific; protein dimerization activity; RNA polymerase II cis-regulatory region sequence-specific DNA binding. Gene Ontology annotation, biological process: regulation of transcription by RNA polymerase II; circadian regulation of gene expression.
CUCACGCAUAUUAACAUUGUUUGCGUGUAUUCCUCGGCGUGACAUCCAGAAAUCGUGUUACUUGUGCACUAAUCAGGCGUUGAAGACGACGCACCGGCCGGGUUUGUGCCUCUGCUGCUGUCGUCGUUAUAUUACUGUAGCUGAGUAUCGAGCUGCCAGCUGACCUACUUUCUGCGUCUCAGCCGCCCGCUCCUGUUUACAGGCUUCAACCAGCCGAGGAUGUGGACCACAGCGCCUGGAAAAUAGACACACGGCCCCAACAAACACCACGGAAGAAAGAAACACAAAAAGAAAGGAAAAGAUAGAGGGGGAAAAAGAUGGACAGAUCAGGAGCGUCGGAGCCGCGCGGGCAGCGCACCGGCGAUUAAUAACAGCGCGUUAAUAACUUAAGAAUUGUUAUGCAAUUUAACGCUUUAUGUGCCAAGCUGGGCUGUGAGGUUGUUUUUUUUAUUUUUUAUUUUUUAAAAUGAGUAAAGUUAAAGGUGGACCUUUAUUUCUGCCGGGAAAUCUCUCUCCAGGAUUCUGUGUUUCUUCCGUGGCAUCGAGGAGGUGGCGGGCGACAAGUCCCUGGUAGAUUUUUCUUAAAGAGAGUUCUGACACAGUCAGCGCGGAUGGGACUUCCCAGACUUCAGAAAGGGCCUGGUCGGGAGCGGGAGUGAGCAUGGACAACCUUUCUGACUUCUGCGGCCCGUGUCCGUCCUCCCACAGGGAAUGGGAUACCAACAGCUGCGUGGACGACUUAAUGGAUGAAGAUGAGAAGGACAGGGCAAAAAGGGCAUCCCGAAACAAGUCGGAAAAGAAAAGAAGAGACCAGUUCAAUGUGCUCAUCAAGGAGCUUUGCACCAUGCUGCAGGGUCAAGGGCAUCCGCGCAAGAUGGAUAAGUCCACCAUAUUGCAGAGGACUAUUGACUUCUUGCAGAAACAGAAAGACAUCACUGCGCAGAAUGAGAUUAGUGAUGUGCGGCAGGACUGGAAGCCCUCAUUCCUUAGCAACGAGGAGUUCACCCAGCUAAUGUUGGAGGCCCUGGACGGUUUCCUGGUUGCAUUAACCACAGAUGGAAACAUCAUAUACGUAUCUGACAGUGUGUCUUCGCUUAUUGGCCAUUUACCGUCAGAUAUGGUGGACCAAAAUAUCUUGAAUUUCCUCCCGGAGCGGGAACACGGAGAGGUGUAUAAGCUGCUAUCAUCCCACAUGCUGAUGACUGACCCCAUUGCCACCGACUUCCUUGACAGCGAGGCACAUAUUGAAUUUUGCUGUCAUCUAGCCAGAGGAAACAUGGACCCAAAGGAGCCACCCGUGUACGAGUAUGUCAAGUUUGUCGGAGAUUUCAAAUUUCAUAACAAUGUGCCUACAUCUUCUUGUAACGGUCAUGAACUGACGUUGCCAAGGAGUCUGCAGUCAUCGCUGGAGGAGCAGGUCUGCCUCAUUGCCACCGUACGAUUAGUCACUCCUCAGUUUCUAAAGGACUUGUGUAACGUGGAAGAUCCCUGCGAUGAGUUCACCUCCAGACACAGCCUUGAAUGGAAGUUCCUGUUUUUAGACCACAGAGCUUCACCCAUCAUAGGUUAUUUACCCUUCGAGGUUCUUGGGACUUCUGGCUAUGAUUACUAUCAUGUGGAUGACUUGGAGGUCAUAGCCCAGUGUCACAAGCAACUAAUGCAGUGUGGGAAGGGUAAAUCCUGCUAUUAUCGCUUCCUGACCAAAGGACAGCAGUGGAUUUGGCUGCAGACUCACUACUACAUCACUUACCACCAGUGGAACUCCAAACCUGAGUUCAUCGUCUGCACUCACACGGUUGUCAGUUAUGCUGAGGUGCGAGCUGAGAGGAGGCGAGCUAUGGGACUUCAAGACCUGUCUCCACCAGAGGUGGCGCCUUCCUCCGUGAAGGCUCAGGAGCUGUACUUGGAUAUCUGCUCCACUCUGGACGCUCCGCUGGACAGAAACAGCGGUGCACACUCGGUGUCCUCCCACAGCUCCCGGAAGUCCUCCCACACAGUGCUGUCGGACUCUGCAUCAGCCAACUCGUACACGGAGGCCUGCACACCAUCAUGGCAGUCCGCUUCCGUUGGACAGGAGAAGUCCUCCGCCAGAGUCCAGCCCAGUAGCUCAAAGAAUUUGGCACAAAGACAAAAUUCCUUUGACUUUCCCCAAGUGAACCUCCCUCCUUCUCCCACCUGCAGCAACCACUCAGCAAUGCAGCAGCAAACCCAGCAGCAGCAGCAGCCGCAGCAGCAGCAGCUGCAGCCGCAGCAGCAGCAGCAGCAGCUGCAGCAGCAGCAGCAGCCGCAGCAGCAGCAGCAACAGCAGCAGCAGUAUCAGCUACAGCAGCCUCAGCUCGGUGUGAUGAACCAGCUGAAGGAACAGCUGGAGGAGAGGACGCGCAUUCUGCAGGCCGACAUCAAAACGCAGCAGCAGGAGCUGCACGACAUCAAGGAGAAGCUCCAGCUUGCUAAUCUACAGAUGUUGUUACAGCAGCCUGUCCAAAACAACUUCAGUCAGGCCCAGCAGCAGCCUCAGCAGCAGCCUCAGCAGCAGGGCCCGGGAAGGCCGGCCCAGCAGAACCAGUCAGGGGUCAUCAGGCAACACUCGGGCCACCAGAAACCAGCAGCCUGCGGGGCUCACACUCCAUCCCCCCACUCUGUCCUGACAGACAACAGUUCACCAUCGACGCAGGUCCAACAGAGGGUCCCCCGCAGUGGGCAGGCACAUUCGGUGAGUUUGCCCGUGCAGACAAGCACAAGUCUGACGAUGCCCUUCUACAGCAACCCCAUGAUGUUCUCUCAGACCAACGCGAGGUCUCAGCAGGAUGCAAACCAAAGACACACGGACAACCAGUACACCCAAGACGGACAACUACGGAUGCUCCUCAAUCAGCCAGUACAGACACUGGUUCCCACUACCAGCGUCACCUCGCAGCCUUCCCAGUGCAUCUCCCAAACUCUAUACAGCUUGGAGCAGCAAAUCCUCGGGCCGUCCUUCUCCAUGCAGCAGGUCAACUGCAACGCCGUGCUCGUGCCCUCUCCGGUAUUCACAUCCCCUAUAAUGAUCCCACACAACACCUUCAUCACACACCAGUCCCAGUCACCCUACCCAUCUCAGCCUCAGGCAUCCCAGCACUCCCUGCAGCUCCAGCAGCCCCAACAGUUCUUUCAGAUGGCGCAAGGACUGGUACACGGUGGAUCUACUCCGACGUUCUUACACACCACCAACGUGUCGCAGCAGAGCACGGUGGGAUACAUCCAGCAGCAGCCGCAAGCGCAGCAGCUGCCGGUGGCGCAGCAGCUCCAGCAGAGGCAGUACCAACAUUCCCAAAACCAGACUGGUGGCGUCUCGGAGUUCAGAAACAUGUUGACUCGCUGAGGUAGCGCUGAAGACUUCGUCAGGGGGGGGCUGAGAUGUGCCGCUGUGACCUCCGUGGCCCAUGUGGGUGGCAGCAUGGCACGGCACUCGAUCGCCAAACUUAAACGGGAAGUUUCCCGGCGAAAAUCCCCAGAGUGAGAAAAGUCCUCGCUGUGAUUUGACUUUUUGGUGAAGCAGGUGAAGCUACUCGCUUUGCACGUCACCGGAGCGAGGCCACAAAGCCGCAGAGGCUGCGCAGAGCCGACGCCCCCUGCCGGAUCUGGGGGCGGGGGCGUCUGAGGCUCUCGGCCUUUCGGCACGCGGCCACAUUGGACUCAGUGAGACUGCUGGAAUGAACGGAGUAUCAGAGUUCUCAAGAGGAGGCUUUUAUGUGUCUGCAUGUGGAAGUUUUUCUCUUUUUCGUGUGUCUAUACUUUGGUACCCCCCCCUCCUACCUAAUACAGUAGAACCAUUUUUCCCUACGAGUCAAUGUUCUACUCUGUCCUAUGGCUUAAUAUUGAGAUUAUUUUUUCAAAUCUACAGUCUGACCCCCCUCCCCAGAGGCAGACCAUCUGUGCUCAUGGCGGGAUUUUUCAUCUAAAAGAAAAUGGUUCAUCUCAUGAAGGGAUUUUGUGUGUGUGCGUGUGUCAGAUGUCACUCCCAUCAUGCCACUAAGACGGUGACGCAGGGAUGUUCGUGGCGAGUCACUACAGAGGCUUUACACUACAACGGGAAGAAGAGCGUCAUAUCAACAAAAAAAAAAGAAGCAUUUGAGCAAGUUUGAAGCCAGGAGAGAGAUUGUUUUUUCUUUUUGAUUAUUAGGGAGGUCUAGAUUUUUAAAGCCUCAAUCUGAACUGAAGAAAGGGUGCUGUGUAUAUAUCACACGACUUCUCACGCAGAAUGACAACAGAGCUCUGACACUGUAGUUUUAGAGGUGAUUCUGAGGAGUUGUGCGGCACGAAUCUCCGCGUAAUAAACAGCUACCAGAAGGGAGGAAAACUGUGCCUUCAGCCGUGACGCGUUCAUGGUGCGGUUCGAUCGUUUUGUCUGAUUAUGGCUUUAAAAAUCCAGCUCAGGUCCAUUUGGAAUAUAUUAAAAAAAAACAUUUAUUUUCAUAAGAGUAUAAUUUCUAAUUUUCUGCAUCAGAUUGAAAUAGAAGACAUCUAGAUUUGUAUUGGAUAUAUUACAGAUAUAUAUAUAUAUGUAUGUAUAAGGUGAUUUUACCACCUUUGCAUGUGCAGUGAGUCCCGAAGAGUGCGUGUUGUAGUAACAUCUAAUUCAUUAUCCUUGUACUCAGAUCCUCCAAAAAAUAAUUUCCUUUUAAAGACGUAUAUCGGAAACAUGGUGUGCGAUAAAGACAUUUGUUUAAACUACAAAAGUUACCAGAUGUUUGUGUUCUUAGACACUGGAAGGUCAAGCCUGCUCCUUGUGUCUUGCCCCAUCAGUUUCAUAAAAAACAUUUUUCCCGCCACCACUAAUCUUCAGGUGGUCGUUCACUAAAAGCGCUGAAUGGCAGUUGUACACUAAGUUUUGAGGCAACUGGUUGUUCUGCUUCUUGUUUAUUUACCUAUUUGAACAAAAAAGAUAAAAUGCAUGCUCCAAUCACAAUUAAGACUUGACAAGCCAUUGCCUGCAGAUAUUUAGUCUCCACUGCCUGAAGUUACACUAUCUGUGACGUAAUUGCAAAUACCAAACUCAUCUGUCACUUUUUCAACUAAAAAUGUCGAGCUUUUCAUCGUUUCAGCAAAUUUAAAAAUUUUGUGCUACAAUCUUUGGAGUGGAUCUGCUUUUUAGAGACACUAUUUUAAGUUAUAUUGCCAGAGGAACUCUUACUAACUCUAACUGCUAAUCUGCUUCAGCAACUGCUCCUCUUCCUCUGUCGGUUUGGAUUUAAGGGUGAGCAAACAUGUACAGGCUUAAGUGAUCAUAAUGUAUUGUGCAUUCUUUAUAGUUAUUUUUUUUAUUUUAUUUUUUAAACUCCGGUAAUAGUAGAACAUUUGUUGCAGAAAGAGGACUGGAGCAUGUUGUUGAAGCAUGAUUAGCAGGUAAAGAAAACGCUCGUCUCUUCAUAACGACAAUCAGACCGAUGACCAACAGCAGUGUCCCGUAUUUGGGGAAGUUUGACUUGUCAUUUAAAUUCAAUUCAAUUCCUGCUUAGCAGGAAAUGCCAUCGUUGUCAGACUUUAUAAAAAAUAAAUAAAAUGAAAUGCAAAAAAAAAAAAAAUAGCCCGUCGGGCUCAAAACAAGCUUCUUUGAGUUUGCUAUGUAACAGUCCUUCAAAACUGGUGCUGCUUAUUUUGCAUAACAAGACGCAACACUCAGCAUGUAUGUUCAGUGCCGUUUUUUCACUUUUCUAUGUGCAAUGUCAAUUUAAAAGGAGAAUGUUAAUUUAUACUGUUAUAAAUGUUUCAGAAUAGAUUUACCGUGUAUAUAGAGAUGUAUUAUAAGCAGCUGUACCAUGUAAUUUAUAUGGAAGUAUUUUUUUAAAUGAAAAUGUCCUAACAUUCCUUCAGCGGUAUAUUUUGUUAAAAAUAAAUAAAUAAAAAAGGUACAAUAUGUGUCCACUGAGGAGAAGGAUUACAAUAAGACUCUUGUCUGCAUGGGACGUCCGUCCCCAACAGACAAGACGAAUCCUAAUAACCAAACACAGUAUCUCUAGACUGAAGGGUCAUAUAUUCACCACGAAAAUGAGAUUAAAUGAGGAAGGUGAAUUCCUCCUUUCUUAUCCAGCAGGAUGCAGCUGCUGCUGACUUCAUGAACAGUAAUUCAGCCAAAACCGAAAGUUAAGAGAUAAAGUGCAAUUGUGCAUCGUCAUUGAGACUUUUGUUUUUCUUCUUCUGCCUGAAGCAGGUCAUAAUCCCCCCCGAUUCAUGACUACACUUCCAUUUGUUUGAGAUGUUUAACCUCUCAUAACGACCCAGACCCGCCAGCAACUCAAUAGGUGCCAUAGAUGUUUAUCCGUUUUCUGGUGUUCAUGUUAUUUCAAUGAAAAAGUUGAAUAUAUAUAUAUACAUAUACAUAUACACACAGUAUAUAUAUAUAUACAUACAUACAUGGAAGGAAACAAACAGAAUCAACAUCCUGUAGAAUGUCAGUUUUUCAAGCAAAGUUCAAUCGUUCAUGUAAUUUUCUUUAUAAAUACAUAAUUCGGAGAAGACUUAAACGUAAAUGUUAUCAUCUUGUUUGCCUUGUAAUGGUGGCUGAGGGAAACUGCUCAUUAUAAACUCCGCUGUCCUCCACCUAAAUUUUUGCUUUGGAUGUGAGAUGACUUUCACCACUAUUUUGUUGUGUAUUGUUUCACUAAAACGUGUAAAUAAUCCAUCCAAGUCUCUGUAGUGGAGUUAUAUGCUGUCCCCAACACUAGAUGCCCCACUUGUACAUUUUUUCUCCUCCCACCUUCAGAAUGCUCUUGUUCUUCAUGGGGUUUUUCAUUGAGGUCCUUCCCCUUUUUGUAAUAUACUGACUAAAGUAUGAGUGUGUGCAGUCAGAUCAAUGCUUUCUGUGUAAGACACGAGGAAAUUAAUAAUACAAAAAUAAAUAAUUAAAAACAACCCUGGUAUACAGGCAUUUCUGCAGUUUCAGUGCAGAAACAUUAAUUAUAUUGUAUAAUAGAAUGUAAAAAAAAUACUUUAGGCUAUAUUGUUGUUUAUUUUAUAUGUCUAAUAGAUUACAUAUGUAUGUUACAUGAUUUUAAAAUUAAAGUAAUUUUGUAACAGAUCAUGAAGUGUCUUAUUAGAGGAGGUGAUGCUUUUUUGCAUUCAAGUUGGUGUUGCACAGUCACUUGUAUGGCUUGUUUAGUGUCUUUACCAUAAAAAUAAGCUUUAAAAAUAUUAACAUUGUUCUAAAAGAAAUUUAAUUAAGUUUACACUAUAAAUAUCUUGAUAUUAAUUAUGGUAUACUGAGUUAUUUAUAAAUCAA